Molecule: messenger RNA, 3718 nt
Organism: Pygocentrus nattereri (red-bellied piranha)
Lineage: Eukaryota; Metazoa; Chordata; Actinopteri; Characiformes; Serrasalmidae
Gene: bbox1
Product: butyrobetaine (gamma), 2-oxoglutarate dioxygenase (gamma-butyrobetaine hydroxylase) 1
Exons: 8
Coding region: 131-1426 (431 amino acids)
Biological process (GO): carnitine biosynthetic process
Cellular component (GO): mitochondrion
Molecular function (GO): gamma-butyrobetaine dioxygenase activity; iron ion binding
Source: RefSeq, a predicted model, not a curated record
CUCUCCGCGUCUCUACGCUGUUCUCAAUAUAAACGCUCAUAACAGAGCCUCCCUCCGCUGCCCUGCCUCACUGCCGAAAGACAGCUUGCUUUUCACUGCUACACGCCACACCACAGAACUCACGUUCAGGAUGCUGUACAGUCUAGCUCGCUUCAAGUGCUCACUUCUUCAAGUGCUGAAAGGGGCCAGUCGUACACCCAGGCCGAUCACAGUGCCUCGUUUUGGCCAUCAGACCCUGGCAGCAGCACUGCCUGCUGUAGGGGGCAGUCCUGGGGUUAGGCAGGCUAGGGCACUGGACCAUGAGAGACUGCUGCAGGUGCAGUGGGAUGAUGGCGCAUGUAGUUUCUAUCCAUUCACCUGGCUUAGAGAUAACUGCCAGUGCCCUCUGUGCACCUUGCAGUCAGCACAGGCUCGGAGUAUUCUGCUCACUGACCUUGAUGUGCACACGGGAGUGGAUCAAGUGCGGGUCACUGACAGCAACAAGGUCUCCAUCACAUGGCCGGAUCAACACAACAGUGAGUUUGAGCCUGAUUGGCUGAAGAAAAGGUGUUUCUCGCCUGAGGCACGACAGGCAAGACAAGAGGAGCUCUUCCUCAAUGAGCGGGAUUUCUGGGACUCAGGUCUGCAGAUUCCUACAUUGGACUUUAAAGAGGUCCUCCAUGAUGAUAAAGCUGCUUUGGACUGGCUUAUGACUCUGAGGCGCCUUGGCAUUGUCUACCUGAAGGGGGCGCCAGUAGAGCAGGGUCAGGUGGCCCGACUCAGUCAGAGGAUUGGGUACCUCAGACUCACAUUCUAUGGACACACAUGGCAAGUGCAGGACAAGCCUAUGGCCAACAACAUAGCAUACACAUCAGGCAAACUGAGCCUGCACACAGACUAUCCCGCCUUGCACCAUCCUCCUGGGGUGCAGUUCCUGCACUGUCUGCAGCAGGCCCAGCAGGGUGGUGAGAGUGAGGUGGUGGACGGCUUUCACGUGGCUGAGUUUCUGAGGAGAGAGCACCCAGAUGCCUUCAACACGCUUACUUCCCUCCGUGUGGACUUCACGGACACUGGCUCUGACUACUGCGACUUUAGUGUACAGUCCAAGAACCGCAUCAUAGAUGUGGACAACGAGGGCAGAGUGGUGAGAAUAAACUAUAAUAAUGCUACACGAGACUCUGUCCUGGAUCUGCCACUGGACCAGGUCCAGUCGUUCUACAGCUCCCUGAAGACCUUUGUGGAGCUAAUGGACCAGCCAGAAAAUGUGGUCACCUACAGGAUGGAGCCAGGUGACCUUGUGACCUUUGAUAACUGGCGUCUGCUACAUGGCCGUAAGCGCUACGUGUCCCACAGCAGCCUGAGACACCUGGAGGGUGCGUACCUGGACUGGGAUGAAGUCAUGUCCCGUCUCCGGAUCCUCCGCAAGGCAGUUCAUGGAGACAGUUAAACUCCUCUGAGGCAGAGAUAAUGGGUCAGUAGGUGUCUACGCUUAAAGCUGAGACAUUAAGCUGUACUGGGCUAACAUCUCUUUAUGGCACUUUUAGUGACAACCCUUCACCUCAGAAAACCUCUCACCUGAGAACAAAAAUGUCUGCUCAGCACAAGAGUCUGUAAUUGUGAAGUGGCCUCACAUGGACAUAUGGACAUUCACUGGUUUUCACUUGAGAAGUCAAUAAGAUCUUGGCCUCUCCCAGUGAUACUAGCAUUCUUACAGGACUUCAUCAUAGCAAAUCUGCUAAGGUUUGUUUAGUUUCUGCCAGUCUUCUUUAUCUGUAUUUUAAUGUUCUCAGCCAGUAGAUCUUUCCUCUCAGAGCCAAAAGCACCAGCACACUCAGAAAUGGAUUUUGGGAAUUUGUUAACAACGUGAGUGAUAUCUUAAUCAGAGUAAUAUCUUAGUCAGAAAAAUAUUUGGUAGACAGAAUUUUGAUUCUUUAUUUGCGGUCCACUACCUAAGCUCCAGUAAAAUACCCAAAUUCUGAAUUACAAAACCCUGAUACAGUGCCAUUUCCUCUUGGUAGAAUCUUAAACUUUUUACCAUCCACAUAACAUUGUUAUCUUGGUAAAACUCACUGGUCAGCAGUAUUUUCACUACAUUUCCAUUUUUGAUAACAAAAUGUUAUAUAUGGCCUGUCUAUAACCUGUAGCUUAUUGGAGUUUUUCUACUAGACUGUAAAGAUCUUCUUUGUGCCUGUUUUUAUGCUGGAAGUUCUAGCCUUGUAUUACAUUUUAAUACACUGUUUGACGUUUAAAUACUUCAUACAUUAAUACAGUUUUAGUGCACCUAUCAAUGACCUAUUGCUAAUUCCCACUGAGUUUGGUUUUAUUUUAUGUCUGUGAUCCCCUUCCCAGUCUUGCUCUUAAUCUCAGAUGAUCUGAAUAGCAUCACUAAAGUGCCAAGCGAUUAUUUUUGUGUCCUGGACAUUUCAUAUGUAUAAUGAUUUAUCUGUAUGUUGUAAAUUAUUAAUUUAAAUGAUGUCAUAGCUUUUAAAGAAAUGACAGUAUAGUCAGGGUUUUAUUUAGCAAAACAGCUGACUUUAAACUUGUGGGCUUUAGCUUGAAAAAUGGGCCGUUUCUUACACAGCUUAGCCUGAAACUUUAUUCUAAAAAAAUGAAUUUAGUCUUAGCUUGAAAUUCUGCAACUGCAAUGCAUAAACAUGGUAACUAUGUGUUUUAAAAACUGUGGAGCUGAAGCUACUCUUGAUCUUUAGGUCAAAAGGGUAGUUUUUCUCUUUCUUCUCAGAGAAAGAGAAACAUUUUAUGGUUUCAUUAGUAUGGCAAGUACUGUAUGUAACUAGCAAAAAUAAUGUGUUUACCUUGGGCACAGUCAAUGCAUACUCCCCUCGAUAUCUGUUUAACUUGGUGUCUUAACUUUUUUCUUUUUUCUUGCAGUAGUGAAGCAGAACAGAGUGAGUAAAUUGUCCUAUAAUGCUUAAGGAAAACAAAGGGACUUUCAACUGUAUACACAGAUUACACAGUGCUGGGUGAUACAUUUGAAUAUAAUGAUGUUUUCCCAGUAAAUUAGAGAAUCUGAGUAUUUGGUGAUAUUUGACGUCUGCAUUGAUGUAGCUAUUGAACCCAGGCCAACUGGGCAAACCUGGCAUAGCUUUUUUUGAUUAUUAUAUCUUGUAAUAUGAUACCAAAGGGAACCCUACACGAUAAUUGUGGACAUACAGAAAAUCACCUUUUAAAAAUGAACCUUACUGGUUAUUUUGUAUUUUGCUACUCUCAAUACCACCAGAACUGAAAAUCUGUUUUUGAGUAACACCAAAACUGGUACAGCCAGCAUAUCCCAGAGCACUAACCCAGAUUUACAACUGUUCAGGGUGAAAUCUGCAAGACGUACUAACACUGUAUUUACACUUUAUUGAAAUAAAUCUUUUCAAAUCAAAGUGGAUGUAUGUGUGUAACUUAGGGUUGCAGUCAUUACGGUCAGUAGAAAUUAUUGCAAUACUGAGUUAAUAGAGGAAUGGUUUGCUAACACUCAACUGUGCACUGGGUGGGCAAUAUGACUGUACUUUUAAUUAUCAGGAUUAAUACAUGUUGUAACAUAUAUUGUAGAUAUCAUCAGUACAGAAGAGCACUGGGCCUCGAGAAGAACUUUCUGCUUAAGAUUGGUUGGUGAAUGAGGCCCAUUGACCAACCGAGCAUAACAUUAUAAAGAGGACAUAAUUAGGACUGUUUGACUGGACUUACUGCAUUACAAUCUGUGAAAGACUGAAUAAAAAAAAAUUGUAUUGUU